Molecule: messenger RNA, 822 nt
Organism: Caenorhabditis angaria
Lineage: Eukaryota; Metazoa; Nematoda; Chromadorea; Rhabditida; Rhabditidae
Source: the annotation of a GenBank genome assembly
AUGUGGAAUAUACAAUCAGUCUCAUUGAUUCUCCUCUCCAUAAUCUAUAUUCCUAUUAUUUCCUGCUAUAAAAACGAUUAUCAUCGAGAAAAAAGUCGGCAAACUCAUUAUACAGUGGAGAAUAUUAUCAAAAUCAAAUGUUUUCAAUGCAAUCAACCAUAUGAUUGUAUGACUGGAUUGUGUUGGGGUGAUAUUUGUGUUAAAUCACAAGUUAAUGCUGGAUAUGUUAGUAAAGGUUGCGAGAAUUUUACGUGAGUUUUUUUAUUUCAAAAAAUUUGGAAUAAAUUUUCAGAGGUUCAGAAACAAUUUUGGAAAAAUUAAAACCAUUUUGAGAUUAAAAAAUCACUGAAGUUUGUUUUGAAACAAAAAUCAAAAAUUAAUAGGUUACUGUAUUUUACUGAAACUCACCAUUGCUCAUUUUAUAAUCAAAAGAAAAGAGAUAUUAUUAUUAUUUCCCAGAAAAAAUACGUUUCAAAAUGUUCAUUUUAAUCUAACUAGAUUUUUGGUAGUAUUACACAACUCGCUCAAUUAUGUUUUGCAGAACAUCAGUUGGACUCUACGAACCACAUCUAAAGCAAAAACAAUAUUGUCGAGAGGAAGAGGUUUGUACAACUAAUUAUGAGUUUGAAAAUUCCCCCUAAAAUGCCAUAAACCCAAUAAUUUUCGAAAGUUCGAGUUCCAUUCUAAAAUUAAUUCCAGGUUCUCGGUGCUCCAACAAUAAAUUGUUUUUGUCGUGAUCAAGAUUUCUGCAAUUCCACAUCAUCAAAUUUUUCGAUAAUUCUAAUUAUUCUUCUUCUUCUUCUCAUUUCAAUACGGUUAUAG